Molecule: messenger RNA, 1218 nt
Organism: Drosophila teissieri
Lineage: Eukaryota; Metazoa; Arthropoda; Insecta; Diptera; Drosophilidae
Gene: P5cr
Product: pyrroline-5-carboxylate reductase
Exons: 3
Coding region: 279-1121 (280 amino acids)
Biological process (GO): L-proline biosynthetic process
Molecular function (GO): pyrroline-5-carboxylate reductase activity
Source: RefSeq, a predicted model, not a curated record
CUCAUGGGAGUAACUUCAGGGAUUGAAAACAAAAAUUAAAAAUAUUUUUAAAAAUGUGCUAGCCCCUCAAAAUAAUGUUUCCUAGCUGCGCCCCUGCAACCGGCAGCUGUUAUUGAUUAGAGGAGCGAUAAAAAUCCAGCCACCUCAAAUAUUGACACUAGGACAAGCUUGAGGGCUAUAAAGUUAUCUAACAUCAAUCAAUUGCCUAUAAUCAUCUGAAGGGCCUUCUAAUAUAUUGUGCAAAGACAUCGCUAGAGCCUGAAACCGUUCAUUUAAGCAUGGCCAAGUUGGACGAAAGAAUCGGCUUCAUCGGAGGCGGAAACAUGGCCUUCGCCAUAGGAUCCGGACUGGUGCGCUGUGGAAUCGUGAAGGCCAGCCAGGUGCUUGUCUCCGGUCCCCACAUCGAGAAUUUGCAGCGUUGGCGGGAUCUGGGAGCUGUGACCUGCGACGACAACUGCAAUGUCCUGGAGCACACGGACAUAGUAUUCAUUUGCGUAAAGCCGCACAUGCUAUCAACGUGCGCGGACCAGCUUAAGUACAAGCAUGUUCCGUCGGCCAAGGAUGCCAACAAGCUGGUGGUGUCGGUUUUGGCGGGAACCAGCCUCCAAACGCUGGAGGAGGCCUUCAGCUUCAUGGGCAGUUCGGAGCUGAAGGUGAUCCGCACCAUGCCCAACACAUCCAUGCAGGUGGGCGAGGGCUGCACUGUUUACACUGGCAACGCACGCGUUUCGCAUCACGACUUGGAAAAGAUUCACCUAAUGCUCAAUGCCCUGGGACUGGCACAACAGGUGCCAGAAUCCAUGAUCGACGCCGUCACCGGGGUAGCUGGAUGCGGUCCGGCCUUUGUUUACACUAUUAUAGAGGCACUGGCCGAUGGCGGAGUAAAACAGGGCGUCCCGCGUCAGAUGGCUCUUCAGUUUGCGGCUCAGACACUUCUGGGAGCGGCCAAAACCGUGUUACUCACUGGCAAGCAUCCAGCGGUGCUGCGGGAUGAGGUCUGCUCUCCCGGUGGUGCCACCAUAGUAGGCGUUCAUGAGCUGGAAAAGGGAAACCUGAGGUCUACUUUAAUAAACGCCGUGGAGAAGUCUUCACAGCGCUCCGCUGAACUGGGAAAGAAGUAAAACUGUAACUAAUGCGGAACCCCCCUUGCUCUCUACAUACAAAGUUAAACGCUUGAUAUUGGUAUUACAAUAAUGACUAACAUAAAGCUCUAGUUUA